This is a messenger RNA of Mytilus trossulus (common blue mussel), 2154 nucleotides long. RefSeq names its product RING finger protein 215-like. Lineage: Eukaryota; Metazoa; Mollusca; Bivalvia; Mytilida; Mytilidae. Gene Ontology annotation, molecular function: ubiquitin protein ligase activity. The transcript is spliced from 10 exons. Gene Ontology annotation, biological process: ubiquitin-dependent protein catabolic process. The coding region runs from base 38 to 1132 and encodes 364 amino acids. The record is from RefSeq and is a predicted model, not a curated record.
GGUGUAUUUAAUCAUAACAUUACAGACGGACUCACAAAUGGGAACGUUUCAUAAUCAUAAUAAGUCUAGAAACUCUAAAUCGUUUGCCGUAUUGUUGUACUUAAUAUCAUUGACACCUAUUCUCUCUGCAGCAGAGGAAUUUGCGGUGAUAAACAUUCAUAAACAUGAGUUUUCUAGUGGACAGCCUCAGCUGUCAGGUCAAGGUGUCGACGAUGUCAACUUUGGAAGAGAAGAUAAUGAAAAUAUUCUGCUACAACACAUUAAAGGAAGAUUUGCAAGCAUUGGUAAAACUGCUAAAGCAAAUGGAAGAUUACAUAUGGCUGACUCUGAUUGUGGGAAAAAGGAUGGUGAGAGUUAUGCCAGACUACCACAAGACUGGAUAGCUGUGUUCCAUUACCCAGAGAGAGGCACACUAGAUGAUGGUUGUCCAUCAGUUAUAGACAGGAUGCAGAAAGCCCUGAUGUUUGGAGCAUCAGCUAUUAUUAUUCUUACUCUUAACCAAGAUAUUCUGAAAGAGCUUGAAGUAAAGCAGAUGUUUUCUUUUCCUGUGAUAAUUGUGGAAGCUUUAGAGAAUAUUACAGAUAUGAUUGUGGUCCUUAAAAGUAAAAUAAAGUCUAAGGCUAGCAUUAGGAUCAACAUGACAAGACAUAAUAUUGUGAUCUACCCUACCUUGACUCUGUGGUCUGCAUGUGGCAGGACUUAUGGGAAGGGUUAUCAUGAAUGGGACGGAGUUGUCUGCCUUGGUCAUCAGGAAAAUGAAGAAAAGGCUGAUCCUGCCAACUUCUGGAACUUUUUCUACUCCAUUUUAUUGACCUUGAUGAUCUUAGUGGCCAUCAAGACAAGACUUAUAGAUGUGGGAGAUGGAGACAGUGAUAUAGAGAGAUCACUAAGAAGGUUAGCUCAAGAAUCUCUGAUGUUGAUGAAAACAAAGAAAUAUAAGUUUGAUAUGUCAGGGGAUAUAUGUGCAAUAUGUUUAGACCAGUUCAGUCCUAAACAGAAAUUACGGGUGCUUCCAUGUUCUCACGAGUUCCACACCAAAUGUGUCGACCCUUGGUUGGUGAAAAACAGGACUUGUCCACUGUGUAAACUCAAUAUUGUUGAGACCCUACAUGGUGGUUUCCUUGGUAACUAACCACUAAUGCAUGUCCAAUAAUUGGUCUACCUGAUGCUACACAUUAUUAUACAGGGUGUUUGGUGUUUGUACUUACUGCCUUUUUUAAUAGUUUUUAUUAUUUAUCAUGAAACUUUGUGAUCUUAGAGGGCAUUUAUAUUUUAUUAUGUCCUAUUAUUUACAAAGAAUACCAAGUUUGUUAGACGUUUACCAUGUUUGUUCAAACAAAAUACAACUUCCAAAUUAGAAGAGAAUAGUCCUAAGGAAAAUAGAAAUUUAUACUUCCCAUAGUAUCUCAGAAUUGCAACAAAUCCAUUCAUGGCAAGACUAAUGAACAAAAAUCCCCAAAAAGACAUACAACAAUAACACAACCAUUGAUUACACAGAAAAUUUUAGAUUAAUUAACAGAAUCUCCACCAAAAAUGUAUGCCUAGGAAAGAUGCUGUGGAAUGAUGCCCACUACUUUAUCAUGUUUAUCAAUUGAUAGAUUUCUAGAGAUGUUUAAAUAGCAAUUUAGCACAUACAUACAAAACAUAUUGUAACUAUGAUUAAUUUAGUUCUCUUAUAGGCUUUCACAAUUAAAUCAAUUGUAAGAAAAUAGAAGACAAUGGUCUUACAGGAAACCAAUUAGUUGAGUUGCCACGGAAUAGAAAUUCCUUCAUAAUACAAGUUCCCAAUGGAAACGAUAUUCUUUAAUAAUAUUUCCACUGGAAUAAAUAUUACAGUAAAUGUUCCUUACGGAAUAAAUGGUAUAGAAUAUGUGUUCCAACAGGAACAGGUAUUAUGACAUUGUUUAUAACAAAGUUUCCAUUAGAACGUCUGUUAGGUGGAACAAUUAUAUGCUGAAAGAGUAUCAAUUUGUUAUUCUAUACUCAACAUUACCAAGCUAUGCUUGGGUAUAAUCACUGACAUCCCUAAUAUAAAUGCAAGAAUUUUCACACAUGUUACCAAAAGCAUGUGAUAGGAAAUGAAGGUAGAUUUUAAAAUAUCUGACAUAAUUAUUGAAAUUUUGUCUUUCAUGAUAGAUUACUGUAUAAUCUCGA